CGGCGUAUUGCUGUUUUGAAGAGGGGUAAUGUUUAUGAACUGAAUUCGGCGUGCGGGUCGUACGUAAAGUGCGCGUCGUUUCGAAGUGGUGAACGUAAAGCUAACUAAGAGCUUUAACCUUGUGAAAAGUGAACAUUUUACAUAGUUUUGUGUAUUUUGUGAGAGAAAGAAAUGGAAAAUAAGGAUGAACAAACUGAAGCUGAUGCAGAAAAUGAUCUGGCUGAAAAGCAAAUGGAGCUCUUUCGUCUUAAGAAUCGCUUGGAUGAAACACUGCAAGAACUGGAAGAGUCACAGAAGAAAGUCGAAAACUUGCAGGGCGAAACUUCAAAACUCAGAGAAACUGCAAACAGGCUGGAGAGAGAGAACUUGGAUUAUCGCCGACAGUGUCUGUCUGUUUCGGAUGAGCGUGAUGAAUUGACAAGGUUGUUGGAGAGGCGCAAUGCUGAACUGAAUUCUCUUCAGGAAGAAAAUAAGGCUCUUGCCCAGCAAGCGAAAGAUGCGGUUGCUGCGAAAUAUGAAGUUUUGGUGAAGAUAGAUGAAGUUGACAGUAGACAGGCUAGUCUAGAAGCAAGGGAAAAACGCAUGGACCAGGAACGUGUUCUGCUUAAAGCCCAGAUUCAAAAUUUAAAUGAAGAUCUUGCGAAACAUGCUUCAGAAGUGCGUAAUUUGAGGAUUCAGAAUGCAGCAAAUAUUGUUAACCUUGAAACACAACUGUCGCAGAAAACAGAGGAGACAAAUGUGCUAGAACAGCGUUUUGAAGAGCUCACUAAAGCAAAUUCUAAUUUGCAAAAGAAAAUGGAUUCUCUUUCAAAACAACUGUUGGAGCAACGUGAGGCUGAGGCCAAGCUUCAGGAAAGUUUUGGACAGGAAGUGCGUGCACAGACAAAGCUUGCAAAUUUGUACAAAGGGGUCAGUGAAGAAGAAAAAGGAAAGUCACAGCAACUUAUGAAAAGAGUGAAGGAACUUGAGGAGCUACUGAAUGAAGCAAGGAACCAGCACUGUGCCUUAGAAGCGAAGAUGGAGGAUAUCAAUGCUAAACAUUAUGAAGAGAUGCAGAAGAAGCAAGAAACUGUAGCAGCUUUGAAAGAAGAACUUUUGAGAGCAAAUGAAUUAAUAGAGGCUGCAAAAGCAGAGGCUAUUGAGAAAUCCCUAGAAAUGUCUCCUGAAGCAUCGCAUGUUAGCCGUUUGCUGAAAUCAGGAAUGACAACCACUCAACUAUAUAUGCAGUAUGCUGAUAUGUCUGAGAAACUUAUGCUGGAGAAGGAAAAUAGCCGCAAACUCACUUUGUAUCUGAACACAGUUAUGAAGGAAGUUGAAGAAAGAGUGCCAACCUUGCGACAACAGACACUGGAAUUUGAAUCCAUGAAGGAGCAGUAUAUAGCUAUGAAGAAUACAUAUGAUGAAGCCAUGGCAAAGAUAAACUUACUUACUGCUGAGGCCAAUGAAGCUACAAGAGAGUCUGCACGUCUCACACGUGAGAUAAAGAGGCAUAUGGAUGAUAAAGCAACUUUGUCUCGUCAGGUUUGCUUCCUUCUAAAAGAGCUGGAGGAUGCUCGUACAGUCUCAAGUACAAAUGCGGAUGUCUCAUCACUAGACAUAACAAGCUCAUCACAUGCUGUGCAGGCAGAAGAAUUAGUAACUUUCAGCUCCAUAGAAGAACUGCAGCAGAAUAAUCAGAAGCUGCUGGCAAAAAUACGGGAACUGAGUUCUGAGAGUGAGAAAGAAGAAGAAAAAGAAUCUGAUGAAGUGAAGGAACUGAAGGCCCAUUUAGUAUCUUACGCAGAGCAAAUGCACAGCAUGACUGAGAGAAAUGAACGGUGUGAGAAAAUGAUAGAGACAUUGUUGCGACAGCGUGAUAUGUACCGCAACUUGUAUAUCCAGGCAAGAGAAGGGAAAGAUGUAAGUGACACUUCAUCAGUUAUUACAACUACUCCAGAUGGCACAGCUCACAUAGAGAGGAGUACAAGCAUUAAAGAGUUGGCAGAGACCAGAAAGGCUCUUCAAGAGGCACUGGCUGAAGCUGAAACAUACCGUAAAGAAAGACAGGCACAUGAGAAACACUUGACUGAACAGUUGGAAACUGCUCAAACUGAACUUCACAAAAUUCGUUCCGACUACGCCCGCAUUGUGGCACAGGCCGAAUAUGCAGAUCGCUGUGCUAAGGCAUUAAAAGACAGCACUGAUGUUUAUCGUGCGCAGGUUGAUGCUCUUGAGAAACGAAACCAGAUAUACGUUGAAUCAAUAGCUAAGCAUGAGCAAACAAUUGUUGCUAUUAAAGAUGAAGCUGUUGAUGCUCAGAAGAAGCUUGCUCAGGCAGAGGUUCGCCUUCAGAAUGCAUUGCAAGAAUGUGAAUUGCUGCGUGAGAGCAAUACACGUUUGCAGAAAGAAAAGGAAAUGUAUGAACGAGAGAAUCGUGGGCAGAGUAAUUUACUAGCUAAUUUGGAAUGUAUCCGUACUAGCUUGGAACGGCAAGAUACAGAGGCUAGAGUUCGCCUUGAGACCCGUCUGGAUGAUGCCCUCCGUGAAUGUGCAGCUUUGCGGCGACGAUUGCAGGAAGAAGAAGAUAACUUUAGAGAACUCUCUAAGCAACUUAAGCAGCAGGUGGAAAUUGCCAGACAACGUGAGGAGGAGGAACGUAAACUUGGCCAACAAGCAAGAACAGAACUUAUAUCUGCAAGAACAGAACUGAACCAAGUUAAUGAUGAGCUGCUGAAAUUACAGAUGCGUGUUAAAGAACUUUCCAAACAACCUUCACAGGAGACCACGACACAAACUAAGGAACUGCUUAGCAGAAUUAAAGAUCUAGACCUACAACUGCUUUCGAAGAACAAUAGCUUAACCACUGCACAGAAGGAACUGGCUGAAGCAAAGGAACACAUGCAGAAGUAUUGCGAUAUUUCGGAGGCCCUUGAGCAGCGUGUAAAGGAGCUAUCUGAUGAAAAAAAACAAGCACUAGAAGCUGCAAACAAGAGAUUGUCAGAAGCAUCAGAAAAAGAACAAGAACUGCGCAAGAAGGUAGAAGAAUUAGAAAAGGAAAUUGCAGAAAUAAGAUCAGCACCUCCUCCAGCUCCUGAAGUUGUGAAGACCGAGAAACUUGUAGCAAAAGGUGAUACUGAUCCUGAGUUGCUUAAGCUAAAGUCACAAUUGGAAGAGGCUAUAGCAGCACUUGAAAUUCAGAAGGAAGCAGCCAAGACUGCAGAGGAGAAGUAUGCUCGAGAAGUGCUGUUGCACUCACAGCAUCUACAGGAGCUUACAUCAGUACGUAACCAGCUUAGCUCACUUGAACAAGAAGUGAGUCAGUUCCGUGCAUCGGCUGAACAAGCAGAAAUGAAAUUACAGGAAGGUAUUUCUGGUCGUGAACGACAGUUGGAACUUCUGCGUGAGCAAGUGCAUGAACUACAGGAUCGCCUUGCAGGACUAGACUCACAGAAUGCGGCAUUGCAUGACCAAGUAGAAGCACUCAGUCAGCAGCUAGCAAUUGCAAAGGGACAGCAGACACCUGGUGAUGUCCCAGAGAUGGAUGAAAAAGCUGCAGAGCAUAAUUCUAAUCAACUUCUGAAGAUCAUUAAAUUUCUUCGUCGUGAGAAGGACAUUGCAGUAGGACAAUUCGAUGUUCUACGUAGUGAAAAUCUACGUUUGAAGGCACAGUUGGAAAAUGUGGAGCAACAAUUGAAUCAAGUGCGCAGUUCACAGUCGGAGAAAAAACAGGAUGAUGAUGCUUCAGUUGUUAGCGCUUCAAAGCAUGCUGAACUAGUGCGGAAGCUUGAAACUUUAAAUGCCAUAACAGACAGUAAUGUGGCCCUGAGAGCAGAAAGAGAUGAGCUCUCAAAGGAAAUUAAAAUACUGAAGACUAAAGCUGAAGCCUUAGAGUCAGAACUUGGGCCACUCCGUAAAGAAAGAUCUCAUUUAACUAACCAGGCAUCUGCACUUGAAGCAGAAAACACAACUUUACGUGCAGAAACAGGACGCCUGCGUCAACGUGUAAGUGCUUUAAUUGAAAGAGCAAACAAAGUGGCACCAGAGGAAUGGAAGCGAUUAAAGACAGAGCGUGAGCAGCUCAAGCAAGAAGUUUCUCAGCUUGAAACCCAGAACAAGCAACAGGUGGAAGAAAUUGCACGACUCACUCGGGAACUUGGAGAAACAAAAAGUCUUUCCAAUAAACGAAAUGAAGAACUUGCCAGGAUCACCGAAGAUCUUGGUGCGAGAGAGGCAAUGCUCUCUGACCUUCGCAAUAAAGAAAUGCAGGUUCGCAAGAUUGCAAAGAAAUACAAGACUCAGUUUGAAGAGCUGAGCAAAACUAUGGAAGAACAGAAGCAGAAAUGGGAUGAUGAAAGGAAAAAAGCUGCAUCUGAGCCUCUUCCACCAGAGACACAAGAACUUUAUCGCACAGAAGGACGCAGAGAAAUGGAACAGCUCAUGUUAGAAGCUGAAACAAGACACACAGAUGCAAUUAAGGAACUGAAUGAUAAGGUAACAAGCUCUCAUGAUGAAGCAGAAAACCUGCGCAAAGAAAAUGAAAGUCUCAAGAUGAAUGCAGUUGAAAAGGAUGAAAGAGCACGAGUCCUACUGAAAAAUUUGAAACAAAGAAUAGUACAGCUGACGGGAGAGAAGAGUGCUUUAACAAAUCAGUUGAAAGAAGCCCAGGAAAGGGUAGGAGCUGUGGAGCAGAUAAAAGAAGAAGACAGUGCUCGUCUAAUAUCUUUGACGUCACAGUACGAGGGGCGGAUAGUGCGCUUAGAGAAAGAAAAUGCUGAGCUAAGAGCAGAGAAACAGAGAGAGACUGAGAGGCUUCAGCAUAUACAAAGACAGCUUGAGAAGUUGCAAGGCUCCAAACCAUCAACAAGCUCUGGCUCAACAGAAAAAGGUACCUCAGAACCACCUACUGCCAAUAUUAAGCCCAUGGCAGGACCAUCAUCAUCGCCUAAAGCACAACAGCCCCAGCAAUCUGCAGCAGUCACACCAUGGACCGGUAGAAGUGAAACACCAUUUGCCAGCAUUCGUCCCAUUUCACAGCCACGUACAGCUGCAGUUUUACCUACAGCAUUUUCCAGUUCUUAUAAUAACCAGACAACUAAUCAGCAGCAGCAAGGACAGAGCCAAGUGGUGCAGGGACAAGUGAUAUUGACUCCGAUGCCCACUCAGCAGACGCAGCAGCAGCAGCAGCAGCAGCAGCAGCAAGCUGUACAUAGUAGUGGUACUGGGGAGACAUCAGUACCCACUUCCAGUCACACAGAAUAUAUGCCUGCCACAAGCACCGCGAUGCCUAUUGCCACAGCAAGCAGCAGUAGCAGCAGUGGACAACAGACAGUGCGCCAGGCGACUGUUACACCGACAAUCACUGGUCUCAGCUCUGCUGAGUCUUCAGAGACAACUGAAGCUGAAGCUGCAGAAAUUCAGGAGGAGCCAUCAAAUGAACAACCAGCUCAACCACAGCAGCAGCAUCAGCAACAGCAGCAGCAGAAGGAACAAGAGCAAGCAGUACAACAGCAGCAGACAUUGUUACCAGCUCCACCACAGGUCCAGCAGUCACAACCACAACAGCAGCAACAGGUGCAACAGCAGCAGCAACAGCCACAACACCACCAGCAACAGCAGCAACAGUCAGCACAGCAACAGCCAACAGGCUCACAGCAGCAGGCUGUUGCUAUGGUUCUCCCUCGUGUCGAAAUGCCAGCAACUGCAACAUCACCUGCCCCUGGCCCUGAACAAACACCUUCUGUCUCAGCAUCGAGCCAAGCUAGCAGCAGCAGCAGCAGCAGCAGCAGUAGUGCAGCUAUUGCUACAGUUAGCACGUCACAGGCUGGUCACAAGCGCCAGCGUGAAGAUACUGACAAUGCCGCAAGUGAUGAUGAUAAAGCAUCACCCUUACAGGCAAAACGUACAAGAACUGUUGACUCAGCCUCCCAGGACAUGUUCCAACAAGUGACAUCUGAUUCUGGUCUUGAGGUAGAGUACCAGGUUCCCACAUCUUCACAGCAUGACCAUGAAGAUGACACUGCAAUUUCAGGGGGAGAUGUAGAAGACGAAGAAGGAAUGGCUGAUGAAGGGGAAAUAGAGGAACCAGAUGAUGGUCCUGAAUUUGAUGAGGAAGCUGACAAUGGUGUCGGCUUCAUUAUGGAGGGCUAUGAAAGAGAUGAUCCGGAGCUGUCUGGCUAUGAUGAUGGUAACGAAGGUCCUGAUAUAGAUGCUGAGAAUCAACAGGACGAGGAUAACAAUGAAGUAGAUGUUAUGGAGGAUGGUAGUGAAGUUCCGAACCAAUCAGGCAGCAGUGACAGUAGAGGUGGUGUGGCAGCAGCAGAUAGUAAUGACACUUCUGGUGCUGGUGCUGACUCAGACAUGAGGCAGCCUGCUGAAGCUACGAGCUCAGGUAGUAGCAGUGGUGCUGGUGGAGGCCGACCUGGGGUGCCACCUCUCCCUCGGGGUCAGCUGCCACUGCUUGGGUUUGAGGAAGUGGGAGAUGAUAGCAUUGUCCCAUCAACACCCACACUCUUUGUACCUCGGCGGUCUGAUGGUUUCAGUGAAGCUGUUAGUUCUCCCCAAGUGCCACAGCAGCAACGGUUCACAUUCUCAGAAACUCAUCCUCCUUCUACAAGUGCUUCACGUCCGAGUAUGCCAACUGGGCAGGUGGCUUCAGAGGGCAUAGAUGAAACCCGGAUGGACAUGACCCAACUUGAUGAAGGCACUGGUCGCAGCGUUCCUACGACCCCACUCCAGGUGUCUCCACAAGGUGACAACACAGGUGUUGAGACGUCAGGUGAAGUUGGCCAGAGUGGAGGGGAUGCAGAUCAGCAGCAGCCACCUGACGGAAGCAGCAGCAGCAGUAGUACUGUCAUUCCUGUCAUCUCAGUCACAGAUGUUUCAGUUGAAGAAGCAGGCGAGGGGGAGACACAGGAUAGUUCAAAUGCGGGUGAUAUUUUAGAACUUGAAGAACCAGAUCUGGAACAAAUAGAAAGUGAAGAUCAAGAUCAGGGUGGCUCAGAUGUGAUGGAAGAAGUUGAUCAUGGCGUCAGCUCCGGUGAAAGUGCAGCUACUGAAUCGGCGCGUACAGCAACAGAGGAGGGACGGGAAGCAGAAGCUUCAGAGCAACCAUCAGGCAGUAGUAGCAUUACCAGUGAGAGUGGCAGCCAAGAGGCCACUCGGCGUGUCACAAGGCAGUUCCGCAGUUCAGUCAGAGGCAGAGCUCGAGGCGUAGCGGGUUCCAGUGCAAGGCACACACCUAUUGUUUGGAGUGAGCCUGGCUCCAGUUUGCAGCAUACUUCGCCAAGAGGGCGGGCAUCAAUGAUGAUGCGUGGAGAAGGUGUUCGUGGAGCUGUUUUUUCUCGCACUGCAACACGAGGACGCCGUAUGAGAGGAAAAUUGAAGGGUGCCUAUACUGGGCCUUACCAAAUGAGAUUUUGAAUAAACAUUUUUAUUUCUGUGAGUCUUAAGUGGAAGAAAACCGAAAUAUUGCUUCAAGAUUAUUAUAACAUUCCCAGACUGAUAAACUGAUUUGUGUAGGCAGUACACUGUGUGUUUACUGUGAUAAAACUUUUGUAAAAUACUAUUUCACCUGGAAUUUUGUAAUUGGUCAAGGCUGUUAUCUCGACAGUGCAUAAGGAUGUACUGUAAAGUAUUCCAAUGAAAUGCUUUUGUUUUUCACAGUGCUCUAGGCAUAUCUUAAAGUAUAAAGAUGUACAUUUUCCUCACUCUAGUGAAUUUAUCCUGUAAGUGCACUGUGUGUGUGGUUUGUAUAAGAAUGUUUUUUUUUUACUUAACUCUUAUGUAAGUUUUUAAUCAUACACUAAAUGUUUGUUUGUAUGUUGUCAGUGACUAUGUUUUUGUAUAGUAUGAAUCACACCGGCAUUGUGCCUAAGUGAUCACAUUUGCAGACAUUUUAUUGUAACCUGUAAGCAGUAUCUCAGUGAUAAAUCCCAGCAGCACAGUUUAAACUUUGGAAGCUCAUCACAGUAUUGAUGUCAUCUUUCAUGUCAUACUAAAAAUUAUCUCUCUUGAUUUGACAACUUGUUAUGUUUCUUAUUUUAUGUAAAUGAACUGUUCACAUUUUUUGUGUGUACCCAAAUGAUAAUAAAUCAGUAUUGAUCAGUAUAGAAACAC
Schistocerca americana (American grasshopper) is the source of this 8094-nucleotide messenger RNA. RefSeq names its product nucleoprotein TPR (gene Mgtor). Gene Ontology annotation, cellular component: nuclear pore. The record is from RefSeq and is a predicted model, not a curated record. The transcript has 36 exons. Lineage: Eukaryota; Metazoa; Arthropoda; Insecta; Orthoptera; Acrididae. Gene Ontology annotation, biological process: protein import into nucleus; mRNA export from nucleus. Bases 172 to 7398 code for a protein of 2408 amino acids. Gene Ontology annotation, molecular function: structural constituent of nuclear pore.